This is a messenger RNA of Rhodotorula graminis WP1, 1237 nucleotides long. RefSeq lists its product as uncharacterized. Gene Ontology annotation, cellular component: preribosome, small subunit precursor; nucleus; preribosome, large subunit precursor. The transcript has 5 exons. The coding region runs from base 1 to 1212 and encodes 403 amino acids. Gene Ontology annotation, biological process: rRNA processing. The record is from RefSeq and is a predicted model, not a curated record. Lineage: Eukaryota; Fungi; Basidiomycota; Microbotryomycetes; Sporidiobolales; Sporidiobolaceae.
AUGCCCGCCGACACCGCCAAGCGGCCCCUGAGCGCGACCGACGCGCACCCGCCGGCCAAGAAGGCCAAGAAGCAGCCGCGCACCUCGGCCGCAGGAGGAGCACCGAGCAGCACCACCCCGCCGCUCGGCAAGUUCCUCGCCAGCAGCGAGAAGCACGUCCGCGACAAGGCCGUCGCCUCGCUGUCGCGCUUCCUCUCGGCGGGCCGCAUCCAGCCGCGUGCGGUCGACGGCGAGCAGGACGGCGAGAGCAAGGAGGACGAGGAGCUACCGGUCGGCGAGCUCAAGUGGGAGGACGAGUCGGCCGUCGACGCGCGGUUGAGGCCCGACGAGAUGGACAAGCUGUGGAAGGGUAUCUUCUACUGCUUCUGGAUGUCGGACAAGCCCCUCGUGCAGCAGCAGCUCGCCCAGACGCUCGCCGACUUGACGCUCGACGUGCGGCCCAAGAGCCGCUCGCGCAACGGCCGUGUCGAGCGCACGAGGGCCGCCCUGUGCUACCUGCGCGGGUUCUGGCACGCCAUCGUCACCGAGUGGUACGGCAUGGACCGGCACCGGCUCGACAAGUUCCUCCUCCUCAUCAGGCGCUUCGUCCACGCCGGCUUCCGCCUUCUCGAGCGUGAGGCGUGGGACGAGCACGCGGUCGCCGAGUACAACGAGAUCUUGACCGGCCCGGGCGGUCCUCUCCAUGUCCAGGACCCCAAGGUGCUCCACACGCUCGCGUACCACCUCGCCGACAUCUACAACGACGAGAUCGAGCGCACCUGCUCGGCCCACCUCGCGUCCUCCUCCACCUCCGCCUUCGAGUCCGACUCGGACUCUCCUGCCCCUGCGCCCGAGCGCGUCGUCCCGCUCGUCGCCCUCCUCGCCCCGAUCUGCCACACGCUCGCCAUCUGCCCGACCAAGGUCAUGUUUGCGCGCUUCACCGACAACGUCUUCUCGCCGCUCCUCGAGGCGUUCCUACCGCCCAAGCCCGACCCGCGCAAGAACCAGAAGCGCAAGAAGAACGACCCGCCGCCGCCGGCGAGGCAAGAGUACCCGGCCCUGCUCGCGUGCGCCCAGGUCGACGGCGCGACGAGCGACGCCGAGGCCGGCCCGGCGCUCGCGAGGGCCGUCAUGAAGGCGUUGUUCGAGGCUGGUGGCGCAGAGGAGACGGACGAGACGAACCGCAGGCGGAUCUACGAGUUUGUGAGCCGGUCGGGCGUCGACUUGGAAUAGAUGCGCGCUCGCACCCUCACUCUUU